Molecule: messenger RNA, 2875 nt
Organism: Carassius gibelio (silver crucian carp)
Lineage: Eukaryota; Metazoa; Chordata; Actinopteri; Cypriniformes; Cyprinidae
Product: ras association domain-containing protein 10-like
Exons: 1
Coding region: 215-1561 (448 amino acids)
Biological process (GO): signal transduction
Source: RefSeq, a predicted model, not a curated record
ACACUCACACACACCGAGGCACACACACAGAACCUGCCAACACUGGACAAUGACGAACUCUUCAAUUCCCAAACGGGCCGAUUCUGAUUUUUCUUUAUUACUGAGGAUUAACCCAUAACAUUUUGACCUUUUUUUUUAAUCAUAUUUGUCAAGUCACCUGAAUAAUUCCCUGCAACAAGAAACUUUUAUAAACUUCAUGGGAUCAGUCUGAAAGAUGGAGGCAGAGGAGAAUAAAAUUUCAGUGUGGGUUUGUCGCGAAGAGAAGCUCGUGUCGGGUUUGUCGAAGCGCACGAGCUGCGCGGAUGUGAUCCGGGUCUUACUGGACGAGCAGAACCUGGAGAAGCGCGUGUCCCUCUCGGGCUCUCCUCAGUCCUACUGCAUCGUGGAGAAAUGGAGAGGAUUUGAACGGAUUUUACCGAACAAAACCAAAAUACUGCGACUGUGGAGCGCGUGGGGAGAGGAACAAGAAAACGUCCAGUUCGUGUUGGUGAAAAACGAGGCGUCUUUACCCAGCAACGGGCCUCGGAGCGCAGAGGCGCGCGUCGUUCUCAGCAAGGAGAGCCCGUGCGUCUACAAGGGGACCGCCAGAGUGACCAUGGCUCUGUCACAGGACAAACAGAGACGGAUAGUCAGGAAAGCGUUCAGAAAGUUGGAUAAAAUCAACAAGAAGCGGGCGCAGGCUGCGUCUAAAGACUCCUCAUCCACGGAGAAGAUGGAGACCCUUGUGCACCUGGUCGUUUCUCAAGAUCACACCAUCCGCCAGCAGAUUGAGAGGAUAAAAGAGCUGGACAGGGACAUUGAAAGGUUUGAGGCCAAAGUGCAUUUUGAUAGAAUGAAGAUGCAUGGGAUCAACUACGUCCAGGAUACGUAUUUAGUGGACACCAACCCAGAUAAAGUUAGCGAGGGGGACAAAACGAGCCCAGAGGCAGCUCUCGCCCAGUUUGAGGAAUAUGCUCAGAGACGCGAGGAGGUCAUCAAACUGGAGGAAGAGCUGGCGAACCACGAGGCCCUCAUGGAGAGCAUUACGACUGAGAUUCAAGAGGAACUCAACCAGAGGUGGAUGAAAAGAAGACACGAGGAACUCGCGAAUAAAGAGUCUGAAACCACUUCUGGAGAGACGUCUCUAAGAGUCACAACUCGAGAAAAAGACGAUGGACCUUCAGCGGGGGAUGUGUCUUCUGACAACGACUUGCUUCUGGAAGAAGAGAGGAUCAGAACCCAGCUUGACGCCAGUUUGUACAUCGGUCUGCGGCUAAACACCGAUUUGGAGGCCAUAAGGAAUGAUUUGGACUUGACCCAGGAGAUAUGGGGGGCGAAAGAGAAAGAACUGAAGGAUUUAAUGGAGAAAGUCAACUCUUUGGAUUUUGAGGAGGAGCUGAAAGAGGAAAACACAAUAGAAACAGACAGAUUGAUGCCGCUCCAGGGGGACAGUGUGUGGGUGGAGCAGGCAAGAGGGCUUUCAAAAGCAUGUGACGUGAAUGAUGACGACUCAGAUACAGGACUCAGCUCAAUGCACAGUCAAGACUCAGAUAUCACACCCAUCUGCGAAUCUUUGGUGUAAAAAAAACACCAAACAGCAACAACAACCUACUUUCAUAUUAUCCCUUGCUGGAUAGUUCAAAUGAACAAUGCAUGUCUUAAUUUAACACAUUUUACAUUUGCAUACAGUAAACAAACGUAAAGCGGAGGCAAACAUGAGUGCUUGCAAAGUAAAAAAAAAAAAAGACCUUUACUGCAAAUCAAAAUGAAAUGACAUGAUCAAAACACAUUAAGAACAUAACUAUGCACGUACCAACCGUUCUGAGUCUUAGUUUUUUUUUUUUUUUCAUGUAGAUGUCUAUAAGAAUAUAUGGUAGCUUUUUUCUGCCACUGAAUAAAAAAAAUAAAAAUGGCAAAGUAUGGAAGCUGAAAAAAAAAAAAAACUAAGUUCUAAGAAUUCUCAGAAGAGUCAAAUGUCAACAUUUGUCAAAUUCAAAAUCAUAUAUUAAAAAAAAUCAGAAUUUCUUGAUGUAAACUUAAUUCUGAAAAAAAAAAAAAAAAAUUCUGAAGACAAAGUCAGAAUUGCAGAGAUUGUGAGAAAAAGUAAAAAUUGUGAGAUAAAAACUCACUGUCAUCCUUUUAAUAUUUUGUUCUGUUGCAGAAAUAAGCUUCCAAUAAUCAGUGUUAACUUCAUACAUGUAUUUGUGAUCACAGCAAUGUUAUUUUGAGAAAAAUAUUCAGGAUCGAAAUCUAGGGGGUUGGCAUCAUUUCCAACAUUAUGAAGUGCUUUGCAAAUCGGUUUUACAUUACAGUAUGGUUUAUGCAUUACGAUGAGCUAUUUAAAGCUGGUGUGUGAUUUCUGUGCAUCACCAAACAGAAUUCUUUUAAAUAAUCGAAAGGUUUUCACACUGAUUUCAGUGUUGCAAAUAUUUAAUGAUAUUUUAAUAGAUGUUUUGGCAGUGCAAAAGCAUGAAAUAAACAUAAAAUAAAAUUUCCCUGUCUGCACUGUUCUGAUAUUUUCAUGGAGCUCCAGAGUGCUUUGUCACAUGCUGUUUACGACUCUGCUGAUGGCAGAAUUGAUAUUAAAUUAUGCACUUCUGGAUAAAUGGUGGCAAGCCAAACAAUAGUCUUUUUGAUAUGAUUAGGAAUAUUAAUUUCUGUAUUAUAUACUUCCUUAAAAGAGAAAGUGUUUUAACAUAAAAGAAACACACUUCAGCUUUAAGUUGCAUUAUGGCAUUGCUUGAGCUCAAGAAAGGUGCAGUAUAAUUAUGUAUGUGGAAAAACUAUUAUUAUAAUUUUUCUUUAAAUAGAGAAUCCAUGUAUUUAGAAAUGUACAAAUGUAAAAUUUGUGUAACAUGAGAAUCUGUCAUAGCACAGUGUUGUCUUAUAAACUGAA